Desarmillaria tabescens is the source of this 530-nucleotide messenger RNA. RefSeq lists its product as uncharacterized. The record is from RefSeq and is a predicted model, not a curated record. The coding region runs from base 126 to 392 and encodes 88 amino acids. Lineage: Eukaryota; Fungi; Basidiomycota; Agaricomycetes; Agaricales; Physalacriaceae. The transcript has 2 exons.
CACCCAUUAAGCGGUACUUCUUACGGCGUGACUUGUUGAGCAGGCUUUGCGAAUCUAUAAAAGAAGCCUCCCAGGUGUUUGGCGAAGUGGCUGCUGAUUUCAUUAUCCAGUUGAUCCUCAGGUUCAUGACUGCAUUAAUUUUGGAGACACGAAGCGGAAGCGUAUCUGAACCGACGUACAAAGUUGACAGAUACGCGGUGUUUCUUCGAGAGCUAAGCGGAAUUGCUGACGCUUAUGCUGUGUUCAUUUUCCCCACCGAGAUGCCGUAUUGCGUAUACAUCAAAGCUCUUCCUCUCCUCCAUGAUACCAUCUGCUUCAUAAACGACGUCACCUCGUUCUACAGGAGGAGCGUGACAGUGAAAAUGACAACCUUAUAUCGAGCCAAAGAGUAAGGCUCUUUGCUACCUGGCGAAGAAGUGCAUGGAAGCACACGAGAGUGCGUUGGUUAUAUUAUCGCCCCACAAAGAAGCGCAUGAGAUGUACAAGAAGUUUGUAAAAUGGUACUUGGCGCAUCAUCUGGGUGCAAAGAG